Messenger RNA from Lucilia cuprina (Australian sheep blowfly), 1538 nucleotides. RefSeq names its product dr1-associated corepressor homolog. NCBI's taxonomy places the organism in Eukaryota, Metazoa, Arthropoda, Insecta, Diptera, Calliphoridae. The record is from RefSeq and is a predicted model, not a curated record. The transcript is spliced from 4 exons. The coding region runs from base 94 to 1344 and encodes 416 amino acids.
ACGGUACAUUUCGAAAAACAAAAAAAUUGCACUUUUUGCAAAUUGGUUGCGUUUGUUUUUUUUACAGCGAAGAAAGACAAAAUCCUAAGCAGGAUGGCCUUAAAAAUAGAUGAAAUUAUGGACUUGUCCUUGGAUGAUUACAUUGCCAUUUCGAAAAAGUCCUCAAAUAAUAAUGCGGUUACAAACCAUAGCAAACAUGAAAUGAACAACACGCUUAACUAUAGCAUUGAUGCUAAGUUUGGUCGCCGAAAAGGCAAUAUAGAUGACGAGGAGGAAGAUGAAGAUGAACUUUUGAUUACAACAACUAAAGAAGAAUUAAAUGAGGAUGUGGCUAUAGAGGAAAUCGACACGGGCAUUUGGAAGGGUCCCGAUUCGUCUGUAUCCUAUUUAGAUUGUAAUUCUCAACAAAAUGAUCUAAGGGAUAAACUAAAUAACAGUAAUAAUAGAAAUGGCAAUCAACAAGUCAGCUCGGUGCAAUAUCGCAUGAUGGCACCGAAUAAUGCGGCCAAUAGACCACGUGGUAUUCCUACACUACUGCCAUUAGAUGUACAGGUGAACAAUAACAGAAGCUGGAUAAAUAAUAGAAACAAUAAAAAAGGUAAUCGAGGAGGAAAUCGUGGUUAUAAUAAUUUUCGAAGAGGAUUUAACAAUAAUAGUGGCAACAACUUUAAUGAAUCCAAUGCUAGUUUUGGUCUAGGAGGUGUUAUUAAUGGUCGUAUACAAAGAAAUCGUAAACAGGAUUUUGAAAGCAAAAAUCUUCGUUUCUCUGUUGCUAGAAACAAUAGCAAUAACAACCCGAAUCAAAAUUCUAACAUUGGCAUACAUAAGCCGGCACAAAACAUGAUUAUUGAAACUCCCAGUAAUUAUAUAAAUCUAGUGCCUAGUCCACCAUUAAAUUCUAGUUUUAAAAUUCCCCAUCAUUCAACACCCAAUCGCAAUAAUAACAAUAGUAGUGGCUCACAAUCAUUUCCAAUUGGCAAUUUAACUCCCCAAGCUGAAGCAGCUUUAAAUUUAAAUUCCUGUGGCAUUCCAGCUGUAUCACCUACUGGCGGCAGUAAUGAAAGUCUAAAGAGUUUGUUGGGUUUUCAGGGAAAUGUUUCGGGUGAAAUGAUGCCAGUAUUUGCUUCGCGUUUAAUGGAUUUCCUUCAAAAUGGUUUACAAAAUCCAGCCGUUCAUAAACCGGUGUAUGAUAUGAAAAUUCAAAAGGAUAUACAUGAAAUACAGAAAAAACCUCUACUUUAUAAAUGCCCUGGCGGUGAAGUUGUUAGUUCUGAUGGUGCUGGUGUAAAUUGUAAAAUUAUACCCCGCACUAGUGGUGUAUCAUUAAAUUGUCGCUUUGCUUAAGGUAACGUCUCAUGUUUGAAAGUUUUGAUACUUGAAUGAAUUUCUUGUUUUAUUAUUUUCUUAAUUUUAUUUAUAACUGAAGAUUUUUUUACGAACAAAACAUUUUUUUAUAUAAAUGCUCGAUGCAUUUUAAAGUAUAUAAUUCAAAAAAAGUAUAACUGUAAGAAAUACAAUUGAAUUGAAUCUAAAAUUAA